AUGGGAAAUGUAUGGGUUAAAGAUCAUCAUGUGAGACAGGCUGUGCUUGAACUCAUGUCAGCAAUUUACUUGCAGUACCCAGUGGCAAUCAUCCUCACUGACUUGGGGAAGCACUGGCAGUUUUUCUGGCUACAACAGAGCAAGGUCAUAACCUGCAUAUUUUCUCUUAAACAGGCAAAGACUGUUAUUGAACAGAUUGUGAGAGAAGCUUCUCAAAUUGCUACUGGGGAAGGAGCCUUAGAGACUAGAACAAUUAUGAAAAAGCCUAAUACUAAGGUUGACCUUAUGCAACUGCUGCCUGAGGGUGAUGUUGCACAGAUGCAAGAUGUGUUUGAUGUGAUGACAUCUGAAGAAGUUCUCAAUGUCUUCUAA
Messenger RNA from Paraglomus brasilianum, 372 nucleotides. NCBI's taxonomy places the organism in Eukaryota, Fungi, Glomeromycota, Glomeromycetes, Paraglomerales, Paraglomeraceae. The record is from the annotation of a GenBank genome assembly.